This is a messenger RNA of Candidozyma auris, 870 nucleotides long. RefSeq names its product aldo/keto reductase. NCBI's taxonomy places the organism in Eukaryota, Fungi, Ascomycota, Pichiomycetes, Serinales, Metschnikowiaceae. Gene Ontology annotation, molecular function: oxidoreductase activity. Bases 1 to 870 code for a protein of 289 amino acids. The record is from RefSeq and is a predicted model, not a curated record. The transcript has a single exon.
AUGGCACCAUCCCACAACCACACCACCUACAGAUUGCACGACGGUAGCGAGAUCCCAGCCAUCGCCUUGGGCACUUGGAGAUCCAGCAACGAAGACGCCCAGAAAGCCGUCAAGAUCGCCUUGCAAAACGGAUACAAGCACAUCGACACCGCCUCUGCCUACGGCAACGAGGAAGGCGUCGGUAAGGGCAUCAAGGAGUCUGGCGUCAAAAGAGAGAGAAUCUUCCUCACCACCAAGUUGUGGAACACCGAGCACAAGAACCCCGAGGCUGCGUUGGACGCCAGCUUGAAGAGGUUGGGCACCGACUAUGUCGACUUGUACUUGAUGCACUGGCCUGUUUCCAACGACGAUGACAGAGAGUCCAAGGACGAGGACUACGACUACAUCGAGACAUAUAAGGCCAUGCAGCCGCUUGUGGAGACCGGCAAGGCCAAGGCAAUUGGCAUCUCCAACUUCACCAAGGAAAGAGUUCAGAAAUUGUUGGCUGACAAGGAUGUGACCAUCAAGCCCGUGGUGAACCAGAUCGAGGCACAUCCUUUGUUGGUGCAGCCAGAGUUGACUGAGUACUUGACCCAGGAGAACAUCUUCGUCGAGGCUUACUCUCCGUUGGGCUCUCAGGGUUCUCCUUUGUUCAACGUUCCUGCCAUCAAGGAAAUUGCCCAGAAGUAUGAUGCUUCCGUGGGCCAGCUCCUCAUCUCGUGGGCUGUCCAGAGAAAGACGGUGGUGUUGCCCAAGUCUGUUAACGAGGACAGAAUCAAGGAGAAUAUCCAGACGGUGCACUUGAAGAAAGACGACUUCGAGGCCUUGACCAACUUGAGCGGCAAGUAUGGUGUCCAGAGAACCAAUGUUGUUCCCUGGAACGUGUUCUAA